AUGGACACCUUAACUGGAACAAAAAGACAUACCCGCGUGCUGACGGCGUGCGAGGCUUGUCGGCUCAGUAAGACUCGAUGUGACUCGGCGCGGCCGGUUUGCGAUAAAUGUGCCAAGCGAGGAGUGCCCUGUGUGUAUCCAGAGACGGAUCCUCUAUCCGUCAUAGAAUCAUGGAGUUCCAAAAUCCUGAAAGCUGUUGAGCGCCAGGAGCGUCGUCUGGAAGACCACCUGCGGUCUCUGGCACCCUGGGACAGCGAAAGUCCCGAGUCAAUAUCGAGAAAUGACACGUUGAAAACACCGAUUACAGGAUCAGACAUGAUCCUUAGCUGGCCUAUAUUUCCCCCGGAGAAGCCUGUACCGACCUUUCCACCCACUGCAUUUGCGGAGAAGCAUGACCCGUAUCUCCCAGAUAUCCCGAAUAUUACCCCCCAUCGCAUAUGUGAACUACGCCUAAUAUUCAUGACCCGAAUCCGCACCAAGAAUCCCAUUGUUGAUGCCGACCAGUUAGAUGAGUGUAUCGAGCGUGUACUAGAAAGCGGAUUCGACUGGUCUGUAUCUUCCUGCCUGGCCCUUCUGGUCUUUGCUCUGGCCGCGAUAUGGGGCAAUUAUCCGGAACCUGAUGCGCGAGAGUCGGCCCCUGGAUGCCUAACGAUGGAAGUGCCAAAGCACCGCAUAGAGGAAUCCAUAGGAUUUUUUUCUAUGGCACGGAAAAGGAUGUCAUCAGCGUAUCUAGACGGGUCGGUCGUGGGCAUUCAGUGCUUCUGUCUGUUUGGGAUGUGGUAUCAAUACAACAUCGAACCUAUUGCAGGAUGGAAAGCAUUUCGAACGGCGUCAAUGUUGUGGCAAACAUAUCACUUGAGGCAUCGUGAUGGGUCCAUUGCCCGAUCGGAACAAGAAGAAAGCUUGGAACAACGGCUAUACUGGACCUGCCUCAAAUCUGAAUGCGAAAUCCGUUACGAAUUGACCGAUCUUCCACCUUGCGAUCUGUCUUUGACGGACUACCCGUUCUCAUUGCCCAAUUUUCCCAACCACGAGGCCGCCUCCCCAGGGCCACCGGACCAUGAGACUCUUUCCUCAUACUACUACUUGGCGGAAAUCUCCCUCCGUCGACUUCUAAAUCGUGUGCGCCACGCGGUUACUGUCCUGAGUCCCUCCAUUAGUCGGUCAGGAAUCCUCCAACUAUCAGGCACGCUACACGACCUAGACUACCAGCUCCAGCAGUGGGUCGAUUGCCUCCCCCCCGCAUUACACUUCAACAAACCCCUUCUCCUAAAGCCCCCCAGUCACGAACCGGAAUUGAUGAAGCUGGCGCGUGAGCGCUACGUCGAAGUCCGCGAACUCCUCUGCCGCGCGUACCUGUAUCUCUGCAUUCAUGUACCACUUGAUCAGGAUCUGCUCGGCCCAGUUGGAGAAAAGGCAAGUGAGGCCCUACAGCUAUCGGUGUACCGAAUCGAAACCGAGCUACCGUUCUUUCGACAUCCGGGGUCGUGGGGAGCAUGUCGGGUUCGGUUCAACCACGCGCUCUGUCUGAUCGCGGCUUGGAGGGCAAAACGGCAGGGUGCGGUGGGUAUGGCGAAUGUCAGUUUGCCAGAUGAGUGGGCAACAUGUGUGAGGGUAGUUAUCGAGCGGUUGCGGGUCUGGGAAGCGGAGGGGGCGGGAAUUCGUGGGCUGCGACUUUUGCUCGAUUGGUUGAUGGGCUUAUAA
Messenger RNA from Aspergillus campestris IBT 28561, 1704 nucleotides. RefSeq lists its product as uncharacterized. Gene Ontology annotation, biological process: regulation of DNA-templated transcription. The transcript is spliced from 6 exons. NCBI's taxonomy places the organism in Eukaryota, Fungi, Ascomycota, Eurotiomycetes, Eurotiales, Aspergillaceae. Gene Ontology annotation, molecular function: DNA-binding transcription factor activity, RNA polymerase II-specific; zinc ion binding. The record is from RefSeq and is a predicted model, not a curated record. The coding region runs from base 1 to 1704 and encodes 567 amino acids.